This is a messenger RNA of Exophiala spinifera, 618 nucleotides long. RefSeq lists its product as uncharacterized. Lineage: Eukaryota; Fungi; Ascomycota; Eurotiomycetes; Chaetothyriales; Herpotrichiellaceae. The record is from RefSeq and is a predicted model, not a curated record. Gene Ontology annotation, cellular component: GET complex. The transcript has 3 exons. Bases 1 to 618 code for a protein of 205 amino acids. Gene Ontology annotation, biological process: tail-anchored membrane protein insertion into ER membrane.
AUGCUCAGUCUUCUCGUGGUCGUUUUCCUGAUUCAACUCGUCUGCCACCUCGUCCUGACCAUCGGUUCCAAGCCGAUCAACGAUUUGCUAUGGCAAAUCUACUGCCGUCUCCCCCUACAGUCCUCGAGAGACAUGAAAGAACAGUUACGCCUGCGCCGUGAAGUGGUGCGGUUAAAGCGAGAGAUGAACGCCGUCAGCGCGCAGGACGAGUUCCCCAAGUGGGCAAAGAUACGGCGACAGCACGACAAGGCCAUGGAAGAGCACGACAAGAAGGCUGCCGCCGUGUCCUCGUUAAAAGCAUCGUUCGAUACGAAAGCGACGGCGAUUCGAUGGCUAUGCACCAGCGGUCUACGGUUCGGCCUGCAGUUCUGGCACGCAAAGACACCCAUAUUCACCUACCCAAGGGGUUGGUUCCCAUGGUACGCCGAGUUUCUGCUUGGCUUCCCCAGGUGUCCGUACGGAGGCGUGAGCAUCAACGUCUGGAGCACGGCGUGCGCAACGGUGAUUGCAUUGGUUUGGGACGUGGUGAUAUACGUGAUACAAUACAUCCAGGAGACGCGGACGGGACUAAAAGCAAAGAGACCCGUACCCGUUCCUGCUGGCGAGAAAAGCAAGUGA